Molecule: messenger RNA, 369 nt
Organism: Juglans regia (Persian walnut)
Lineage: Eukaryota; Viridiplantae; Streptophyta; Magnoliopsida; Fagales; Juglandaceae
Product: 60S ribosomal protein L31-like
Exons: 4
Coding region: 1-369 (122 amino acids)
Biological process (GO): cytoplasmic translation
Cellular component (GO): ribosome; cytosolic large ribosomal subunit
Molecular function (GO): structural constituent of ribosome
Source: RefSeq, a predicted model, not a curated record
AUGGUGGACAAGUCCAGCAAAGGUAGAAAGGAGGAGGUUGUCACCAGAGAGUACACAAUCAACCUUCACAAGCGCCUGCAUGGAUGCACUUUUAAGAAGAAGGCUCCGAAGGCCAUAAAGGAAAUCAGAAAGUUUGCCCAAACGGCAAUGGGGACUACGGAUGUUAGGGUGGAUGUUAAGCUUAACAAGCAUAUCUGGAGCCACGGGAUUCGAAGUGUGCCCAGGAGAGUUCGUGUCCGCAUUGCUCGGAAGAGAAAUGACGAAGAAGAUGCAAAUGAGGAAUUUUAUUCACUGGUCACUGUUACAGAUGUUCCUUCUCCAGAGGGUUUCAGGGGUUUGGGAACCAAGGUCAUCGAGGAAGAAGAUUGA